Molecule: messenger RNA, 2063 nt
Organism: Neofelis nebulosa (Clouded leopard)
Lineage: Eukaryota; Metazoa; Chordata; Mammalia; Carnivora; Felidae
Gene: DRC3
Product: dynein regulatory complex subunit 3
Exons: 14
Coding region: 317-1888 (523 amino acids)
Molecular function (GO): protein binding
Source: RefSeq, a predicted model, not a curated record
AGAAAUGCUGUCACGUGACCGUCAACUUUCACCCAGGAUGUCUACCUCUAGACUUCCCCUUAGCAACCGGCUGGCCGCGCUUGGUUCCCUUAGCAACCGAGCGAAGCAUCUGCUGCAUGGAACCAGUCCGGUAGCCGGCGCUUCAGACGGGGCUUUGUUUUUCAGAUUCAAAUGAUCCCAAGUUCUUGUUCCACUGGACAACUCUGGUUUUGUUUCUCCGUGAGGAGGCUGCUCCAUUGACAGUGGUGUAAAACUCGCUGCUGCUUUUCCCAUUUCCUACCUCUGGUCUUCACCAACAACACCAUUGUCAGGGAAAAUGAACUGGCUGUACGACUCAGUGGAGCCAAGAGUGAUGGACGAGGACAUGCUCAAGCUGGCUGUGGGAGAACAGGGCCCACGGGACGAGGCUGGGCAGCUGGCCAGGCAGGAGGGCAUCCUCUUCAAGGAUGUGCUUUCACUGCGGCUGGACUUCCAAAACAUCCUCCGCAUAGACAGCCUCUGGCAGUUUGAGAACUUGAGGAAGCUACAGCUGGACAACAACAUCAUCGAGAAGAUCGAGGGCCUGGAGCGUCUGGUACACCUGGUCUGGCUGGACCUGUCCUUCAACAACAUCGAGGCCAUUGAGGGGCUGGACACACUGGUGAACCUGGAGGACCUGAGCUUGUUCAACAACCGGAUCUCCAAGAUCGACUCUCUGGAUGCCCUCGUCAAGCUACAGGUGUUGUCGCUGGGCAACAACAAGAUCAGCCACAUGAUGAACAUCAUCUACCUGCGGCGGUUCAAGGACCUGCGGACGCUCAGCCUCUCUGGAAACCCCAUCGCGGAGGAGGAGGAUUACAAGAUGUUCAUCUGUGCCUACCUUCCUGACCUCGUGUACCUGGACUUCCGGCGCAUCGACGACCACAUGGCAAAGCUGGCAGAGAUCAAACACCAGUACGGCAUCGACGAGCUGAAGCAGCGAGAGAACCUGAUUCAGGCCCAGCUGGAUAAUGAGCGGGCCCAGCGGGAGGAGCUGGAGGAGCACAAGGCCGCGUUCGUCGAGCACCUGAACGGCUCCUUCCUGUUUGACAGCAUGUACGCUGAGGACGUAGAGGGCAACAAGCUGGCCCACCUUCCCGGCGUCAGCGAGCUCCUUCAGGCCUACAAGGACAAAUUCGUCAUCAUCUGCCUGAACAUCUUCGAAUAUGGCCUGAAACAGCAGGAGAAGCGCAAAGUGGAGCUUGACACCUUCAACGAGUGUGUCCAGGAGGCCAUCCAGGAAAACCGGGAGCAGGGUAAACGCAGGAUUGCCAAGUUCGAGGAGACGCACUUGCUGAGUUUCAAUGCCAUUCGAGAUGAGUCCGAGGCGACCAACCUCGAGAUGAAGGUAGCGGAACACAGCAAGGACAUCACUGAGCUGUUCAACGUGCUCACGACACUGGAGAUGCAGCUGGUCGAGCAGCUGGAGGAGACUAUAAACAUGUUUGAAAGGAACAUCAUGGACUUGGUGGCACUCUUUAUUGAAAACGUCCAAAGCCUGAUGGCUCAGUGCCGGGACCUGGAGAACCACCACCACGAGAAGCUCCUGGAGAUCUCCAUCAAUACCCUCGAGAAGAUACUGAAGGGUGAGCUGGACGAGGACCUGCCCUACGACGUGCGCGCUCUUUUUGUCGACAAAGACACGAUCGUUAAUGCUGUUGGGACGUCGCAUGACCUCCACCUCCUGAAGAUCGACAAUCGAGAAGAUGAGCUGGUGACGCGGACCAACUCUUGGUGCUCACACUUAGUGGACGCGAUCCACAAGGAUGAGAUCAUGAGGAACCGCAGGCGCAUGAAGGAGAUCCAUCAGUACGUCGACCAUGUACAGAACGAGCUGGACAACCUGGAAUGCAGCGAGAUCAUAGAUUAGGGCCGCGCCAGCCCAGACGGUUCUUCCCGAUACAGCCCUCAGCCCAAGGGCACACUCACUCGACCGACAGCCUCAGAAGCAUUUCUGGGAAUUUCUCAACCCAGAACCCUCCUAACCCCAUUCUUCCCCCACCCCUGGGAAGGGUAGAGAAAAAUAAAGAAUUAUGUCAUCUUUU